This is a messenger RNA of Dermacentor andersoni, 1531 nucleotides long. RefSeq lists its product as uncharacterized. Lineage: Eukaryota; Metazoa; Arthropoda; Arachnida; Ixodida; Ixodidae. Gene Ontology annotation, biological process: endosomal transport; vacuole organization. The record is from RefSeq and is a predicted model, not a curated record. Gene Ontology annotation, molecular function: ATP binding; ATP hydrolysis activity.
GGCUUCCAUGCAGCGAGACGCGCGCAUGUUUUCAAAAGAAGACGCAGAAGAAGCCGUGAAUAUGGCGGAGCUGGAGUCCCUCAUGCGGAAAGCCCAAGACCAGGUCCAGCAGGCAGUGCGCGCCGAGGUGUUUGAGGGCAACAUCAGCAAGGCCGUCACCCUGUACGCCCUCGCCGGAGGAGUCUACAUGGACGCACUUCGAGAGGUGCGGGCUCGCUGUACCAGCUGCAUGGGUCGCCUGCGGGCGCUCAAGGACUACGCGACGCCUCGGCGCCGUGCCGCUGCUGAAGCAGACACAGAGGACGCUGCUGUGCGGAGACCGGAAGAGUCCGAUUCGGGAUCCGACGACGAUGAUGAGGAGGCCGGUCUCGUUACUGGUCCCGACUAUGAGAUGAUCUGUCACUUGGAAGGCGUGCUGAUACUCGGCAAAUCCUCCUGCGGACCCUGCAGUGACACCGGCCUGGUCGAGCUCGUCCCCAAGGCAAGCAAUCGACCCAUGACUCCAAUUGUCCUUUUGACAAGGAAUCAGUAUGUGCUACGAUUGGCAGGGCUGGCGUCCUCCCACUCCCGGCGUCGUUCCCGCUCACCCGACCGGCGCCCCGUGCGAAAGGUGCUUCUGUACGGUCCUUCGGUGACGGGAAAGACGUGCUUGGCCAGUGCCAUCGUGGCACGUAACACCAAUGCCACCGUCUACUACGUGUCAACACCUGUGCUGCUGAACAGGUGUCGCCUCAGGGGGGACGUCGUGCUAGUUCACUCGCUCUUCGACGACGCUCUACGCCGGUCACCGUGCGUGCUCUGCUUCGACGACCUCGACGCGUUGUGCAGCCUCCCAAAGUCGCCAAGAGACCAGGAGCGCCUGCGGGCCCUGAAGUGCGCCUGGCUGGAGCGCGUGUCCCGGCUGCCGUCCAAGGCGGGCCCCGUGCUCGUGCUGGGCGUGAUCAACAACCCGUGGCUGCUGGACGACGACGUACGCUCGCAGUUCGAGCGCAUCCUGUUCGCGCCGUUGCCCCAGGAGGCCGACCGGCUGUGCCUGCUCAAGCAACUCGUGCGCAGCCCCGCGCUCACCGACGAGGACUACAGACUGCUGGCGAAGCGCACCGAAGGUUUCACGAGCACCUUCCUCGCCAUGCUGGCGGCGGACGCACAGCGCAACGCACGCGCCGUGUGCGAGCACGUGUACGACCGGGCCGUGGACACGUCGGGCGCGCUCAAGGUGACCCUGAGCGACAUCCUCACCUCCAUGGAGAAAGUCGAACUGCCCGAGUCUGUGAGCCGCAGGAGCAGCGUCACCAGCUCCAAGACGGAGUCCACCACAGUCGCGCUGCCGUAGUGCAACAUGCAGCGACCGAAGGGGGGGCCGUAAGCCGCGACAGGCCGGGUCUUGGGGGGGAAAAAAUGUAUCGGUGAGGCUGGAGAUACACGGCCCAUCGCUGUCUUUUUCAUUUUUUCCUUUCUUUUCUGAUUAAAGUUUCUAGAAAAAAAGAAAGAUGAGUGUAUCCGCAUGUUUGUAGUGUUUAAAAAUUCGUUA